AUGCCCAACUCUGACAACCAAGAUGAAGAAGAUACAGAUACGAAACUUGCCUCGCUCGCUUCACUACUCGAACCACUCUCAUUCCCUUUCGAAAGGCUGUUGGAAUCGUUAAAUGAGGCAGACGGCGAUGUAGGUAAAGCUGCCGAAGAUCUCUUAUUGCCUGGAGCGGGUAACAUCAAGAAUAAAAGGAAAGCCGGGAAUAGUCUACAAAGCUGGUUGAAGAAACCUAAGAAAGACAUCGCUGAUGACAAACUGGAUCCGAGGGAAACAGACGAUGAUGAUGUAGAGGCGACCGGUGCAGGUCCGAGCAAUUCGAUCAAAUCGACUAUUCAAGAUAAUAUCGACCUACUCUCCAUCCUUCGUGGUCGACCUCCCUCUUCUCCUACCAAGAACAAAGCCUUACCUCAACCAGCGUUACUCCUAACCAGUCAAUCAGCCAUCGAUACUCAUGAUUUACCUAUAACACUGCUCGAAUCACCUCUACCUCCUUCGCUCGCUUCAGCGCUGUACCUCGAAUUAAUGAAUGAGUCAGAAAAGAGUUGGUACAAUAAUGAAUUUUACCUGGCGGGAAAACAAGUGAAAUCACCACAUACUGUACAAAUGUAUAAAUACCCUUCUUCGUCAAACGAUGAAGAAGAAGGAAAAGCAGAAGGCGCAACUUGGGGGAAGGGGAUAACAUAUUGGUACUCUGGCACAAAUAUGGUUGAUAUUGCUGAUUACCCACCAUUACUUCGAAAAGCUGCUGAUCUGGUGGAAAGAGUUGUCAACGAAUCGAUAUCAAAGAGGAAGAGAUAUCCUUUGGAAUGGGCUGGAGAAUGGAAAGCUAAUUGCUGUGGGACAAAUCGGUAUGAUGGAGCUAAAAGCUCAGUCGGUUGGCAUGCAGAUCAACUGACAUACCUAGGUCCAUAUACCACCAUCGCCUCCCUCUCUCUAGGUACACCCCGAGCAUUCAGAUUAAGACAGACCAACACUGUCGAUCCCAGUUUUUCAACCAACGCGAAACCGAUAAGGACCUAUGAGCUGAAAUUGGGUCACAACAGCUUAUGUCUGAUGAAUGCAGGCUGUCAGGAGAGGUACAAACAUACUGUACCCCCUCAAAAAGCUUUGGAUUUGUUUAGACCAACUUUCGACAAAGAUGAACGUCCUAUCCCUUUGCACCAGCAGCGAACUUAUACAUCCAGAAUCAAUAUUACUUUUCGAGUUGAAUAUCAUACCGGUAGAUUCUAUCGUGAUGAUUUCCAUCCAAAUCCUUCGACUGGACCAUCGGGACCUCGCGAAGGUACUCCAAUGUGUAAAUGCGGUAUACCCACAUUACUUCGAGCUGACCAAAAAGCUAAAGCUCGAUCACGACUUCUCCCUACCACCUCACCUACUAAACCUUCGCCUAAGCAGCAGCGGCAGGAUAAGGAUACAGAUAUGAACAUGAUCGAAGAUGAUAUGGUGUAUUUCUGGCAAUGUCAGAGUCCAUCUCAAACGGGCGAUAUGAAAGGAUGCGGUUUCUUUAGGAUAUUGGAUAUGGGCAAAGAAGGUAGAGGACCGUGUGUCAAGGAUGUGGUGUAG
Messenger RNA from Kwoniella botswanensis, 1560 nucleotides. RefSeq lists its product as uncharacterized. Bases 1 to 1560 code for a protein of 519 amino acids. Gene Ontology annotation, biological process: DNA alkylation repair; DNA repair. The record is from RefSeq and is a predicted model, not a curated record. Gene Ontology annotation, molecular function: dioxygenase activity. Gene Ontology annotation, cellular component: nucleus. NCBI's taxonomy places the organism in Eukaryota, Fungi, Basidiomycota, Tremellomycetes, Tremellales, Cryptococcaceae. The transcript has 8 exons.